Messenger RNA from Peniophora sp. CBMAI 1063, 1638 nucleotides. Lineage: Eukaryota; Fungi; Basidiomycota; Agaricomycetes; Russulales; Peniophoraceae. The record is from the annotation of a GenBank genome assembly.
AUGUCCGCAACUACUAUCUUGAAGCUGAGCGAGGUGCCACUCCUAUUCGGCGCCGGGAUCGUGCUCGUGCUCGUUGUUGCCUCCAUCCUCCAUAGGCGUGCUAGUACUCUUAUCAACGUCCGCGGGCCGAAGUCUACAUCCUUCUGGCUGGGCCACGAGAAGGACGUGCGAUAUCAGAACGAAGUCGGUGAUGUCGAGUUUGAGUGUUUGCGCAAGUACGGUGGUGCUUGGAAGACGUCGGGUGUUAUGGGAGAGGAGCAGCUGUACAUCGCCGACCCGAAAGCCAUGCAGUAUGUCUUGAUGACGGGCGGAUACCGCUUUCCGAAACGCCCGGACAUGUUGGCGCAAGUGCGGAUGAUACUGGGUGACGGUAUCGUAUGGCAGCAUGGGGAACAGCACAGGCGGCAUAGGCAGAUCAUGAACCCCGCUUUCACACAGGCUCAACUGAAGUCCUUCUUGCCGAUCUUCCAAGCGCACGCACACACACUGGCCGAGAAGUGGAGGCAAGAGGAGAUCGCGCCAAGUGCGGAUGGUAAGGCGUUCUUCAACGUACAUGGUUGGCUAUCGCGGACCACGCUCGACAUUAUCGGCGCAACGGGUUUUGGAUUUCACGUCGGCGCACUCGAUAACUGUAAGAACGCGCUGAGUAAGGUCUAUGACAACCUGUUUGUCGACUCGGUACUGUACCCUCACGCGUGGGAUGUCGUCUUCCGAUCCUUCUGGCAACACGUUCCACCUAGCAUGCUGUACUACCUGCGCUACCUCCCCAGCCGCGAGUACGCCCGCUUCAGGGGCUUCCUUGACUUCACGCGCACCUUUGGCAAGGACCUCGUUACUCGCAGCGAGGAGAAGUCCGAUAGUAAGGACAUCAUGAGUGUGCUCCUUCGUGCAAACGCGGCGGAGGAUGAACGGUCUCGGCUCACCGACAGCGAAGUCAUAGACCAGAUCUCCACUAUCUUGCUAGCAGGUCAUGACACAACCGCUUCAUCGCUGACAUGGUGGUUCUUGGAGCUCGCACGCAACCCGAGCUGGCAAACGCGCGUACGCGAAGAAGUGCGCGCGGCGCGACAGAAGCUCGCGGAUGCCGGCGUCGACGAGUUCUCGCUUUCGGACCUCGAGGGCAUGACAGUGAUGCAGGCGACGUUGAAGGAGAGCAUGCGAUUGCAUCCCAUCGUACCAACGCUGUUCCGUGUAGCAGGUCAAGACGAGGUUCUGCCACUUCAGCAUCCCAUCGUUGGUGAGGACGGCCAGAAGAUGUCUUCCAUCCCCGUUCACAAAGGUCAAAUCAUCAACAUCUCCGUUGCUGCGUACAACAGGAAUCCUGAAGUUUGGGGAGUAGACGCUGCGUCAUGGAACCCUGAGAGGUUCGUGCAGAUGGACAAGCGGUCAAUGGUAUCGCUCGGUCCCUACGCCAACGUGGGAAACUUCGCCGCUGGAGUACGAGGUUGUCUCGGUUGGCGCUUUGCAAUCAUCGAGAUGCAAGCCAUUGCCGCGACGUUAAUCGAGAAGUUCGACUUCGCUCUACCGCCUCAAACGAAGGAGAACAAAAUCCGCCGGAUGCCUGCCGUGCUCAUGGCACCUAUGGCGGAGGGGCACCAGGGCGUGUGGAUGGGUUUGAAAGUGAAAAGUGUAGCGUAA